Funneliformis geosporum is the source of this 636-nucleotide messenger RNA. NCBI's taxonomy places the organism in Eukaryota, Fungi, Glomeromycota, Glomeromycetes, Glomerales, Glomeraceae. The record is from the annotation of a GenBank genome assembly.
AUGUCAGCAACAUCACCCAUUGACUUAACGAGUUCACCGGUGCCUAGAAUAGUAACAUCAGAUGAAGUUGUAAUAAUAAGUGAUGACGAGCCUUCUUCUAUUUGUAAUUACACAACAAUUGGUGUCGAUAACCAAAAUAAUUUGCAUUCUCCAACAACCUCAAGACAUUCUAAUAACAAUCAAGCUUCUACAAUCAGCAAUGUCAACUAUAACCUUAGAAAUGGAUUAACAGGACUCGGUACGCAUGGCACACAUUCUUCUAAUGGGGGUGGCGGCCCUAUUAGGAAUACCUCAACACGUUCUCGAACGCAUAGUAGACCUCCUUCAACUUUAAGGGUGAGCGCUCAAUCUAAUAAUAAUGGCCUUCGCCAUCGACAACAUCAUUAUAAUUCGGCGUUUCAUCGAUAUGCUUCAUCAAUACCUACGACGACAGAGGGACAUACAAGAGAUCUAGAAGAGUCUCAUAUAUUAAUUUGUGCUGGUUGUAAUGAUUUACUUCAUGAAAAAUUAUGGGCUUUAAAUGGUUGUGGGCAUGUAGUUUGUGGUUCUUGUGUUGAUAAAUUUUCGGGAAAAAAAAAAAUUGCCUGUCCUAGCUGUAAAAAAAAACCAACUUCUACGUUACAAUUAUAUGUGUAA